UAACCUCAAACGAAUUUUGUCAUAUAAUUUUCCAUGAGAUUUGUAGUAUGCCGCUACCAAAAUAUGGGAAAAUAUUAAUUUCGUGGUAAUUACUUCAAUAUUAAAAAUUGUACAGUGUGUAUUUAUUACGUUUACUGCGGGUUGGUAUAACUGUAGCGAGUCUAUCCCUGUUUGUGUUGUCCCGGAACUCUAUCAAUGCGCACCGUCUGGAGAACAUGAGAGCGCGCGAACGCAUGCGCAGAGCCAACGAAGGAGAAUACCCUGAUACCUACAGACGACUUUGAAUUUUAUUUUUUUUAAACGAAGCAACAUAAACCAUGGCGGUGCCCCAGCUGGACCCUGCGAAGCUGCAGCUCGUCCAAGAGCUUGAAAUUGAGAUGAUGUCAGACAUGUACAACCGCCUCGUCAACGCUUGUCACCGGAAGUGCAUACCUGUCAAGUACCACGAGCCUGAACUAGGUAAAGGCGAGUCUGUGUGCCUAGACCGCUGCGUGGCCAAGUACCUGGACGUGCACGAGCGCAUCGGCAAGAAGCUCUCCAGUAUGUCGCAGGGAGACGCUGAUGCUGCGCAGGACCUCACCAAGAUCAACCUCCAGGAUAAGAAAUAAGAUGUGGACAGAGAAGUGACACAAGUUUUAUCUUAGUUUUGAGUUGUCCAUGCAUUAAAAAAAGUACCUAGGGUCAUUUAGACGGUGUGGGAACUCCAUGAUUAAAGGAUCUACUGGAUAAGACAUUUGGGAUGGGGUGAAAUAGCCUUAUGGAACAUUCACUAGGAGUAGCAGAGAAAGCGCUAUUAUUAACUAAACUCACAUUCAGAUUCGCGCGCCGUCUAAAUGAACCCUGCGUCACACAAUAAAUAUUAAAGACGGGUUCUCUAAAUAAGGUGAACCCUGAAUAUUCUAAAUUAUGAGAUAAAAAUAUUGGGUCACUUUUUUACGUUCUCUUGACCUGUUGGGUAAAGCAAUGAAUCGUUGGUGAACUAAGUUUUAAUUAUUACUGACAAAUAAAUAAUGAAAAUAUACAAAGAUUACCCCCACGAUUUAGAUAAUUUUGUUAUUUCUUGUCAAUGUUUAUUUUCAAAUCGAAUAUUAGGAAAGGUGUUCCAAGUUUUUCCAUUCUGUAACCAUUAACAAUAUACCACAGAUGAUGCAUGGUACUGAAAAUACAAAAAAAAUUGGAACACAUUUUUUUUAUGGUAUGAAUAAAUGAUUUUGAGUCGGAAAAUAGAAAUUUAAAAACAUCUUUUACUGUUAACAAAUUUUAGAAACCUACCAUGUGUAUUUGCGAAUAAUAUUGCAAUUAUAAAAAUCAUGUUAAAUCACUGCAAUUUUCUACCUCAAUGUAACUGCAUAAUGCAAGAUUUUAUUUUAUAACGAUUCAUUGCUAAUAACAAUAAGAUAUAGAAAUCUACAAAUUAAAAACUGUUUUAGAAUUAAUUAUUAUUACCAAAUCGUCGGAAUAAAAUCCUUUUAAUUUGCAGAUUUCAUAACUUUUUAAAUUUAUUGUGCACGUGAAUUUCGGCUAUUGUACACAAAUUAAUAAGGUAUAAUUUGCCUAUGCAUUUUAUUAGUGGAGGUUUGUUAGAUGUAUGAAUUUAGUGACUGUUAGUAAUGUUGUUGGAAAAUAAAAUUAAUACAAAUCA
Molecule: messenger RNA, 1642 nt
Organism: Cydia pomonella (codling moth)
Lineage: Eukaryota; Metazoa; Arthropoda; Insecta; Lepidoptera; Tortricidae
Gene: Tim10
Product: mitochondrial import inner membrane translocase subunit Tim10
Exons: 4
Coding region: 318-608 (96 amino acids)
Biological process (GO): protein insertion into mitochondrial inner membrane
Cellular component (GO): mitochondrial inner membrane
Source: RefSeq, a predicted model, not a curated record